CCGGCGCUCCCUUUCACACUGUCAGGACUCAGGAUGGAGAAGGUGUGCUCGGUGUUGCUGUUUGCGCUCUUGGUUACAUGGAGCCGGCCUGUCGCCGCCGACACCCCGGCCAACUGCUCCUUCACGGACCUGAAGGGCACCUGGGAGUUCAGUGUGAGCCCCAGCAAAGGAGGAGUGCGCACCAGAGACAUCGACUGCUCCCAGCUGGGUCCGGUGGAAAAUAAGGUAACGGUGACUAUUAAAGAGCUGGACGUGGCUGAGGAUGAGUUUGCCAAUCUGGGAUUUGUUACGAUAAUCUACAAUCAAGGGUUUGAGUUGGCAAUAAAUAACAUGAAGUGGUUUGCGUUCUUUAAGUACGAGCAGCACGGUUCCAACGUCACCAGUUUCUGCCAUGAUACUUUCCCCGGCUGGGUACACGAUGAUCUGGGGCGCAACUGGGCUUGCUUUGUUGGGAAGAAAAUAAGUGAAUCUUCUGGGAAGAAACUGAAUCCAGCGCCCUUCCCCAGUGACACAGGACGACUGUCUAGCGCCCCUUACAGACACAACCCUGCGUUUGUAGAACAAAUAAACUCUGUUCAGAAAUCAUGGACAGCAACUGUGUACCCCGAAUAUGAAGGCAUGUCUAUGGAGGAUCUCCUCAAAAGAGCUGGUGGUCGUAAAUCCAGAAUCCCAAGCAUCCCACCUCUGGCUCCGAUGCCCAUGGAUGAGAAAUACCAGGGCCUGCCUGAUUCCUGGGACUGGAGAAAUAUUGCUGGAUACAACUUUGUCAGCCCCGUCAGGAAUCAAGGGUCCUGCGGAAGCUGUUACUCCUUCGCUACGAUGGGAAUGUUGGAAUCUAGAAUCCGUGUCAUGAGCAGACUUCAGCAGACUCCUAUCCUCAGCCCCCAGCAAGUGGUUUCCUGCAGUAAUUACUCUCAAGGUUGCGAUGGAGGCUUCCCUUAUCUUAUUGCUGGGAAAUACGCUCAGGACUUUGGCAUUGUAGAAGAGGCUGACUUCCCUUACACCGCCGGUGAUACGCCGUGCACUUUGAAAGGUGACUCCUAUCGUUAUUACACAGCAGAGUACCACUACGUCGGAGGCUUCUACGGUGGCUGCAAUGAGGCAUACAUGAAAUAUGAGCUGAUUCUCGGAGGACCUUUGGCUGUAGCUUUCGAAGUCUACGAUGACUUCAUGCACUACAGUGGAGGGAUCUACCACCACACUGGACUUCAGGAUAAAUUCAACCCCUUCCAGCUGACCAACCACGCUGUCCUGCUGGUUGGGUAUGGCAAAGAUUCCUCAACCGGAGAGAAGUACUGGAUCGUGAAGAACAGCUGGGGGGAGAGCUGGGGAGAGAAGGGGUUCUUUAAAAUCCGCAGAGGAACAAAUGAAUGUGCAAUUGAAAGUAUAGCAGUGUCAGCAACUCCUAUUCGUAAACUGUAACAAUCUGCAAUGUCUUAAGUGAACCGUAUUCUAUUUUA
Nanorana parkeri is the source of this 1460-nucleotide messenger RNA. RefSeq names its product cathepsin C (gene CTSC). Lineage: Eukaryota; Metazoa; Chordata; Amphibia; Anura; Dicroglossidae. Gene Ontology annotation, cellular component: lysosome. The transcript has 7 exons. The record is from RefSeq and is a predicted model, not a curated record. Gene Ontology annotation, molecular function: cysteine-type endopeptidase activity. The coding region runs from base 34 to 1422 and encodes 462 amino acids.